Plutella xylostella (diamondback moth) is the source of this 1670-nucleotide messenger RNA. It is a transcript of the gene Ubc6, whose product is annotated as ubiquitin conjugating enzyme 6. The record is from RefSeq and is a predicted model, not a curated record. NCBI's taxonomy places the organism in Eukaryota, Metazoa, Arthropoda, Insecta, Lepidoptera, Plutellidae.
CAUCUCGCUCAAUGGCCGUGACGAUAUUUUUUUCAUUCUAGUGACAAAGAACUUUUUGUGUAUCUACAAGCAAGAAUAUAUUUAAUUUGUUAAGAUAGAUUAUACGUAAAUUUAAAUAAAAUAGUUGAAAGUUAACAAGCCUACAUCCCCGAUCGUUUGACCUAAAGUGUGUUGGACGUGAAAUCAAAAUGUCAACUCCAGCUAGAAGACGCCUGAUGAGGGAUUUCAAACGCUUGCAAGAGGACCCACCUACUGGAGUCUCUGGUGCACCAACAGACAAUAACAUUAUGAUCUGGAACGCUGUGAUAUUUGGCCCACAUGAUACUCCAUUUGAAGAUGGAACAUUCAAACUCACUAUAGAAUUUACAGAAGAAUAUCCCAACAAACCCCCAACAGUGCGGUUUGUCUCCAAAAUGUUCCAUCCAAAUGUUUACGCUGAUGGAGGAAUCUGCUUAGACAUCUUGCAAAAUAGGUGGAGCCCCACAUAUGAUGUCUCUGCCAUUCUUACUUCUAUACAGUCAUUAUUAAGUGAUCCAAACCCCAACUCGCCAGCGAACUCGAUGGCCGCGCAACUUUACAAAGAAAAUCGUCGGGAAUACGAGAAACGGGUGAAAGCGUGUGUCGAACAGUCGUUUAUUGAUUAGCGGGGGCCUGGUGGGCUCUUCAACAUCAGUGAUGUCAAGAUUUACCUGCCUACCCGUGGCCGCUAUCGCCAUGUACAUUCAUUGGGACAUUCUGUGUAAAUUACAAAAAAGAAAACCAUAAGUAUACCAUCAAAUAAUUAAUUUAUUAUUGCUGUGGUUUUAAAAGUACGCAAAUUGUUUUGUAAUCAUAUUACACUUAGGAACAUCAAAAAUAUACACCAAUAAUAAUUAUAACGUAAUUUGUAUGUUUAGAAUGCUAGAAACUUAAUGUUAUUGUCAGUAAAUUAUAGUGUUCCAGUGUAUCCCAAACCAUUGAUGAAAAAUGUAAUCUUUAGGUAAAUUUAUGUUGAGUUUUUAGCAUUAACAUUGCCUUAAAAUUAUACAUAUUGUAAUGCCCAAAAUUUUGUACUAACUAAAGCCAAACAAUAAGUAUUACUUUUAUCUGUUUUGCUAGUACCUCACACACCAUACUUCAUAUUGUAUAAAACUUACUUAUUAGCUUAUUAUCAAAAAUAUAUAUUCAUUCACACUAACUAAUAAUAGUCUAGAAAAUAGGCUUCAUAUAAGAAAAUACCAACUGUAACGUCAUUCGAAUAUGUAACUUUUUACGAGAAAAGUGUUGUAUUGAAUGAUGUUAAAGUAGGUAAUGUAUGUUUGGUUAGAAAGCAAAAUUGUUUAAUCACAUUUAUGUAUGUAUUGUUUGUAAAAUUUAUUUACGCUUUCAUCCAAUUAGUCGUAUCUCUAAGUAACAAUGUUUACCUUGAAGAGUACAAGUAUUUGAAAUAUUUAUUACCUGUGUAUUGGAUAUUUAGAAUUAAAAUUAUAUCGCCAUUGGUCUUAAGCUGGCGCACAAAAUAUGCUUGUUAGCAGUUGUACCCACGAGGCACGUCCCAAUGAAUCGCAUCAGUACUGUGUGUAGAUUUCAGGUUUUCUAUAACUAAUGGUUGAAAUGUCUUAAGUAUGUGUUCUAAGGACAUUACAUAUGUGUAAUAUUUGUCUUCUAGUAAAAUAUUAUUUUCGGUUUUA